Molecule: messenger RNA, 3412 nt
Organism: Rhinopithecus roxellana (golden snub-nosed monkey)
Lineage: Eukaryota; Metazoa; Chordata; Mammalia; Primates; Cercopithecidae
Gene: PAK1
Product: p21 (RAC1) activated kinase 1
Exons: 15
Coding region: 528-2165 (545 amino acids)
Biological process (GO): regulation of actin cytoskeleton organization; intracellular signal transduction; protein phosphorylation
Cellular component (GO): cytoplasm
Molecular function (GO): ATP binding; protein serine/threonine kinase activity
Source: RefSeq, a predicted model, not a curated record
GCCCUGCUGCGGCUGCAGCCGGAGCCGAAGGUGGCCGCUGCACAGUAGACGCCCCCUCACGGAUUCCCCCACACGCUCCCGCCCCCUCGCUCGCCCAUUGCGCCUCCCUCGCGGGCUCCGCCGUCCUCCAUAGACGCUUUCCCCCUCGGACUCUUAUUCCCUUUUUCACGGAGCCCCGCGCUCUCGUGAGCCCCCUCGAAGAACCUGGUCUCCGCAUCCAGUUCCCAUCUCCUGCCUCAGAGGCCAUCCGAGCUCUUCGCACCUCGCCCCUCAGCACCCCCCGUUGCCCCCGCCCCGCGUCGCCUCGCUCCCUCCCGCCCCCCCAUCAUCCCUUACCUCGCAGUUCCCCUGUCCUGAGGGGAUCCCCGGCACGGGCGGCGCGGCAGCGGCAGGAGGGAGAAAGUGAAGGGGUAGCUCGCACACACUCUCGCCCUCACUCCCGGCUCGGCGGCACCCACCAUCGGGAGGAGGAGGAGGAGCCGAGAGGAGCUGAGCGAGCACGGAAGUAGCUGCUGCUGGUGGUGACAAUGUCAAAUAACGGCCUAGACAUUCAAGACAAACCCCCGGCCCCUCCGAUGAGAAAUACCAGCACUAUGAUUGGAGCUGGCAGCAAAGAUACUGGAACCCUAAACCAUGGUUCUAAACCUCUGCCUCCAAACCCAGAGGAGAAGAAAAAGAAGGACCGAUUUUACCGAUCCAUCUUACCUGGAGAUAAAACAAAUAAAAAGAAAGAGAAAGAGCGGCCAGAGAUUUCUCUCCCUUCAGAUUUUGAACACACAAUUCAUGUUGGUUUUGAUGCUGUCACAGGGGAGUUUACGGGAAUGCCAGAGCAGUGGGCCCGCUUGCUUCAGACAUCAAAUAUCACUAAGUCGGAGCAGAAGAAAAACCCGCAGGCUGUUCUGGAUGUGUUGGAGUUUUACAACUCAAAGAAGACAUCCAACAGCCAGAAAUACAUGAGCUUUACAGAUAAGUCAGCUGAGGAUUAUAAUUCUUCUAAUGCCUUGAAUGUGAAGGCUGUGUCUGAGACUCCUGCAGUGCCACCAGUUUCAGAAGAUGAGGAUGAUGAUGAUGAUGAUGCUACCCCACCGCCAGUGAUUGCUCCACGCCCAGAGCACACAAAAUCUGUAUACACACGGUCUGUGAUUGAACCACUUCCUGUCACUUCAACUCGGGACGUGGCUACAUCUCCCAUUUCACCUACUGAAAAUAACACCACUCCACCAGAUGCUUUGACCCGGAAUACUGAGAAGCAGAAGAAGAAGCCUAAAAUGUCUGAUGAGGAGAUCUUGGAGAAAUUACGAAGCAUAGUGAGUGUGGGCGAUCCUAAGAAGAAAUAUACACGGUUUGAGAAGAUUGGACAAGGUGCGUCAGGCACCGUGUACACUGCAAUGGAUGUGGCCACAGGACAGGAGGUGGCCAUUAAGCAGAUGAAUCUUCAGCAGCAGCCCAAGAAAGAGCUGAUUAUUAAUGAGAUCCUGGUCAUGAGGGAAAACAAGAACCCAAACAUUGUGAAUUACUUGGACAGUUACCUCGUGGGAGAUGAGCUAUGGGUUGUUAUGGAAUACUUGGCUGGAGGCUCCUUGACAGACGUAGUGACAGAAACAUGCAUGGAUGAAGGCCAGAUUGCAGCUGUGUGCCGUGAGUGUCUGCAGGCUCUGGAGUUUUUGCAUUCGAACCAGGUCAUUCACAGAGACAUCAAGAGUGACAAUAUUCUGUUGGGAAUGGAUGGCUCUGUCAAGCUAACUGAUUUUGGAUUCUGUGCACAGAUAACCCCAGAGCAGAGCAAACGGAGCACCAUGGUGGGAACCCCAUACUGGAUGGCACCAGAGGUUGUGACACGAAAGGCCUAUGGGCCCAAGGUUGACAUCUGGUCCCUGGGCAUCAUGGCCAUCGAAAUGAUUGAAGGGGAGCCUCCAUACCUCAAUGAAAACCCUCUGAGAGCCUUGUACCUCAUUGCCACCAAUGGGACCCCAGAACUUCAGAACCCAGAGAAGCUGUCAGCUAUCUUCCGGGACUUUCUGAACCGCUGUCUUGAGAUGGAUGUGGAGAAGAGAGGUUCAGCUAAAGAGCUGCUGCAGCAUCAGUUCCUGAAGAUUGCCAAGCCCCUCUCUAGCCUCACUCCACUGAUUGCUGCAGCAAAGGAGGCAACAAAGAACAAUCACUAAAACCACACCCACCCCAGCCUCAUUGUGCCAAGCCUUCUGUGAGAUAAAUGCACAUUUCAGAAAUUCCAACUCCUGGUGCCCUCUUCUCCUUGCCUUGCUUCUCCCAUUUCCUGAUCUAGUGCUCUCAAGACUUUGACCCUUGGAAACCAUGUGUCCAGCAUUGAAGAGAACGGCAACUGAAUGACUAAUCAGAUGAUGGCCACUUCUAAAUAAGAAAUUUCCUCCCAAUUCAUGGAUAUGAGGGUGGUUUGAUUAAGAGUUUAUAUGAAUAAAUGCUUCUAGUCUUCCAUAUGGCAAAAUCCUCACCUCCUUCAUAACCAUCCCCUAUAAUUAAUUCUUGACUAUAUAAAUUUAUGGUUUGAUAAUAUCAAUUUGUAAUCAGUUGAGAUUUCUUUAGUGCUUGCUUUUCUGUGACCGAACUGCCCAGACACCUCAUUUUACUUGAAAACUGGAACAGCUUGGGAAUGCCAUGGGGUUUGAUAAUCUGCCAGGGAUAUGAAGAGGCUCAGCUUCCUGGACCAUGACUUUGGCACAGCUGAUCCUGACAUGGGAGAACAACCACAUUUUUCUUUAUGUGUGCUUCUAGCAGCUGUUUGGGAGGACCUUGACCCAAUAGUGUUCCCAUGCUGUUUCUUGUGAAAUGCUCUCGGCUAUGUAGCAGCUUUUGAUUCCCUGCAUACCCUAGGCUGCUGCCCCUAUCUUGUCCCUUGUUUAUAACAUUGAGAGGUUUUCUAGGGCACAUACUGAGUGGGAGCAUUGUUGAGAAGUCAGGGGAAAAAAGGUGACUACUUUUAGAGCAAGGCUGGGCAUCAGCACCUGUCCAGCUCUACUUGUGUGAUGUUUCAGGAACUCAGCCCCUUUUUCUGCCUGGGGUAAGGAGCUGAAAGAUUAACUUGGAUCUUCUAAUGGUCUAAAUCUUUUGGUCACAAUGAAGAGUCUCCAGAUUAGAGACUGCAUGUUAGUUCUGGAUGGAUUUGGCAGCCUGACAUGAUACCCUGCCAGCUGUGAGGGGACCCUGUUUUUAAGAUGCAUGGCCAAGCUCUUUGCCAAUGGAAAUGCUUACAUUGGGCAUUGGGGAUGUUUGCUACCUCCUGCUAUUUUUGUGGUUUUGGUUCUCCCACUAUGGUGGGACCCCAGGCCAGCAUUGUGACUUGUCAUGUCAGCCCUAUUGACUACCUUCUCAUGCUCUGAGGUACUACUGCCUCUGCAGCAUAAAUUUCUAUGUCCGUCAAUAAAAGGAGAUGAAA